Manihot esculenta (cassava) is the source of this 1386-nucleotide messenger RNA. RefSeq lists its product as uncharacterized. The transcript is spliced from 6 exons. The record is from RefSeq and is a predicted model, not a curated record. The coding region runs from base 461 to 1081 and encodes 206 amino acids. NCBI's taxonomy places the organism in Eukaryota, Viridiplantae, Streptophyta, Magnoliopsida, Malpighiales, Euphorbiaceae.
UUUUAAUUAUAGCAGUUUCCUUGAUCCCCUCUUGAAAUUGACAGGAUUUAUCCCAAUGGAACUGGUCUUUUGGGAAUUUGAAUUUUCUCACAAGUCAAACAGCCUGCUUACAAAAUUCUCAAAUACCAUAGUGGUCUUUUUGCACACUUUUGUCCCUAGAAUGGACAUCGAGGAAAUGGCGAAGACAUCUCUAUCACUUUCCCUCGUGAAAAUCUCGCCCCAUCGAACUGUAUUAAUAAUCACAUCAUCUAAAUCUUCGCCCGCAUUGCAUCACUAGUCCCAUGAAGUAUUAAAAAAUAACAAGAGAAAUUCAACUAUUACUUUUUGGGGUCUAUUUUCUAGGUGAGUUUUAUUGCUAUCUUGUUGGAUCCUCUUCUUAUCAUGCUCUUUUAAUUGCCAAUUGCCAUUACAACCUUUUCAUGUCCUUAGCCAUUGAAAACACCCCCACCACUCGCAAACUAUGGAAAAAUGCAAUUCCAACCUCUCUCUUUUCCUCCAUAUUCUUCUCCUCACCCUAUUCACAUGCAAUCCCACUGCCAUUUCUCAAAGCUCGACAUCAGAAGGAGGUUUGUGCUCUUCGGUUUUCUGUGGGCAAGGGACAUGCAACAAUAUUGAUACACUUCCUGGUUUUGAGUGUAACUGCUAUGAUGGCUGGAACAAGAUUCAGAUUGGUCCUUUGACCUUCCCCUCUUGCUUAAUUCCUAAUUGCACAGUUGAUUUGCAAUGUGGUAAUGGAUCUCCACCGCCACCACCACCUCCAUCACUUCCUCUCUUUCCGCAUCUUCCAAAUUUAACAGACCCUUGUUUCUUGAUUUGGUGUGCCGAUGGAUCCUGCUUGUCUAGUGGAACAGGACAUACAUGCCAAUGCAAUGAAGGCUCAGCAAAUUUGUUGAAUAAUUCAGAGUUGCCCUGUUUUCAAGAAUGCUACUUUGGAGUAGAUUGCCAUGGUCUUGGGUUUGGUCCACCACUUUCAUCGCUUCCACCACCAUCAGGUUCUUCAGAAGCGUCAAAUUCCUUGAGGAGUCUUGGUGUUCUAACCAUGAUAUUUUUAGCAGCAGCAGCUUCCCCAACAUUGUUUUAGAGACAAAUAUCCAUAGAUAGAAUCGCCAACAGAACAGUUGUCAUGAUAAAUUAUAUACUUUCUUGUAAAAUAUAGUGAAUAACACUAAAAUGUUCUAGUAAAUUCCAAGCAUGUAAAACAAAAAGCAACAGUGUGUGUCUUCCAUGAAAGUUCCAAAAGUUCCAUUUAGCUAGUGAGCCAAGUUUCCUCAAGAAUGGAUGCGUGAAAUUUCUCAAAAGUCCAGAUUGAUCCAGCAAGCUUGUUUUUGAAUUGUAGUGGAGAAGAUAUUUGCAUUGAGAAGAUGUUGAUCAUAUUCCUGAGCCUCA